Fraxinus pennsylvanica is the source of this 1728-nucleotide messenger RNA. NCBI's taxonomy places the organism in Eukaryota, Viridiplantae, Streptophyta, Magnoliopsida, Lamiales, Oleaceae. The record is from the annotation of a GenBank genome assembly.
AUGGAUGAAGAUACUCAGUCACUUGCCCACUCUCACUCUCCCUCUCCCUCCAAUAAUGCUAGCACUCGCGUGACCUCCGCUCCCGGUCACGUGCCAGAUAGCGGCGACGCAGCUCGGGCGGAGGCGGUUUUAUCCGGCGAAUCGAGCAAUGGAGCGAAGUACAGGCUUAUGUCUCCGGCAAAGCUCCCGAUCUCCAGGUCAACUUGUAUUACUAUACCUCCUGGACUCAGCCCGACGUCGUUUCUCGAAUCGCCAGUUCUUCUCUCGAACAUCAAGGCAGAACCUUCUCCCACCACAGGUUCCUUUUUCAAGCCUCAUUUGAUGCAAGGAUAUGGUGAAACUUCGGCACUGCCAUUGGGAAAAAAGUGUCCUGGUGGCAAUAUCAGUGAUGAAAGAAUGCCCAGCAGUUUCGAGUUUAAUUUUCAUGCUGGAUCUAGUUGUGCAUCAGGAUUAUCGUCGAACGGCCUAAUGAUUCCAGCAAGUUUGAACGUGCCAGAGAAUGGACCCUGCAGUCAAGUUAAAGAUCAUUGCUUUUCACAGCCUCCAGCACCUUCAUCUGUGGCUACAUGUGAGCUGCCAAGUUCAAAAGUAUUUGGACCGUCUGUACUUACGAGCACACAUGGUUAUUCGUCUUGUGGUACUGUUGAUGAAUUAAACCAGGGAGGUUACUCCAACACAGACAUCCAAUUUUGGCCUUCUGAUCAUAAAGAUGGUGUCCCGGUAACAGCUGACAGAACAUCAGAUGACGGGUACAGCUGGAGAAAAUACGGGCAGAAACUUGUUAAAGGAAGUGAAUUUCCUCGAAGCUAUUACAAAUGUACAUAUCCAGGCUGUGAGGUGAAAAAGAUUUUCGAACGUUCUCCAAGUGGACAGACAACAGAAAUUGUCUACAAGGGUUCACAUGAUCAUCAGAAACCUCAACCUACCCGUAGACAAAAUCCUGGUGCCUUUAUGUCCAUUCAAGAGGAUAAAGUGGACAAGGAUGUAACAGGGAUUGGUCAAGAAGACAAGUUGAGCACCUAUAGUCUGACUGGUAACAUGGACCCAAAGAUCUCGCCAGUGCUGUCUCCUCAGCAAGUAAAUGAGGAUGGUCUAAAAGGUGCAGAUUCACAAUUUCACGGCACUAAUGACGACAUUGAUGAAGAUGAUCCCUUUUCAAAGCGGAGGAAGACAGAGGAUAGUCUUGAUAUUACAACAGUUGUUAAGCCCAUUCGUGAACCACGAGUUGUUGUUCAAACUGUGAGUGAGGUUGACAUACUGGAUGAUGGGUAUAGAUGGCGGAAGUAUGGGCAGAAAGUAGUCCGAGGCAAUCCAAAUCCCAGGAGUUAUUACAAGUGCACAAGUGCUGGUUGCCCAGUAAGGAAACACGUCGAAAGGGCAUCCCAUGACCCAAAAGCUGUUAUAACUACAUACGAGGGUAAACACAAUCAUGACGUUCCGACUGCCAAGACCAGCAGCUAUGAAUUUUCAGGACACUCACAGGUGAGUGGAACCUCUAGACCCAGGCCAGAUAACAGUUCGAUUGGCCUCAAUCUCGGGGCUGGAAUUAACCGCGAGAAUAGAACUAAUGUACAAAUUCCAGCAUGCUAUGGUAUUGGAAAUGGUGGUGGCUUGAAUCUGUUUGGAAAUAGAGAAAAUGGUGUUGAAGCUCAUAACUUUCAGACUCAGCCUAUACGCCCUUCUAACCUUUGUCCUCAAAAUAUUGGAAGAGUAGUUAUGGGCCCGUAA